Molecule: messenger RNA, 2131 nt
Organism: Saitoella complicata NRRL Y-17804
Lineage: Eukaryota; Fungi; Ascomycota; Saitoellomycetes; Saitoellales; Saitoellaceae
Product: chaps-domain-containing protein
Exons: 4
Coding region: 53-2065 (670 amino acids)
Biological process (GO): Golgi to plasma membrane transport
Cellular component (GO): exomer complex
Molecular function (GO): protein binding
Source: RefSeq, a predicted model, not a curated record
AAGCAGCAUAUACCCACGAUCAAUCUCGACCAAUUUGUUGGGCAUAGCAAGGAUGAGUUCUCAAUCUUCGCGGCUACAGAGCGUGCCCGAGUUCAUCGAGACAACACCAACCGAAUCCCUCCAAUCUCGCACAGACUCCCUCGCCUCCUUCGGCUCCCUUGGUCCCCCUGACCUCGUCCACCUCAACAAAAUCCACCUCAAGUCCCAAUUGCGACAAGGAUCUUACCAUUUCGUGAGCGGAGUCGAUGCGUCGAGUUCUGCGUCCAUUGCGGCGUAUAUGAACUUGUUGACGUAUGAUUUGGGACGGAGUGAGGGGUGGUUCUCGGGUGGGAAGCAGACUUGGAAGAUCGAGAGUGGGACUUAUUGUUGUUACAAUGCGUUCUCCCGCGUCGACCUUCGCGUAGAUGUCAGAAUACCUGGAAGCGUCGAAUCCUAUGCCGUGGACUCCCGUGGCCAAAAACUCGAAGCGACGGCGGAUCUGUGGACAGAAGCUUACUUGUGCGGAGUCAUCCGCGCCCUCCUCUACUCCGACGAAGAAGCCUACAAAAUUGUUGGCUACCGCAAACUCAACCCGGUCGACGGCAUCGAAGCCGAACAGAAGUUCCUCGAUGUCGCCGAGAAGUUGUUUUUCAAGGCUUGGACGUUGGGAAGCGAGCCAGAAGUCCAGAUCGCGAACUCGAUUACGAAUUAUUUGGUUAGCGCUUUACUCAAGUACGGCGAGAUGAGCGGACAGUAUUCCUCCCUCGUAAACCUGUUCGAAAAACUCCGAACGCGGGAUCCAGAAGUCGCAGCCCUCCUCGCAAAAACAUACAUUGACAUGGACGAAGAAGUCCGCGCCAUAAAACUCCUGCACGAGACUAUGCAACAACUCCCGAACUCUCACCAACUCCUCAACGUACAAGCUCAAUUCCUCGUCAAGAAGGACCGGCGUGACCUCGCUCUCCUCUGCGCAAAACGCGCGGUGAAUAACGCACCGAGUGAGUUCACAACUUGGGCACGAUUGACAGAGAUUUAUAUCUCAUUGGGCGACUACGAAUCCGCACUCCUAACCCUCAACAGCUGUCCGAUGUUCACCUACCACGAACGUGACGCCCACCGGAUGCCACCCCCCGCCCGGCAACACAUGCCCGUACCCUCCGAAACCCUCCUCGACGAACUCGCCGAGCGGGAUCCGAAAGCAAACGAGGUCGCGGAUGCGGCGUUGUUACGACUUCCGGCACCGGGGUUGCGGGGAACGUUCAUGGGCGCUUAUGGUUUAUUGACGAAGUUGGUUGGGAAGAUUGGAUGGGAUGAGUUGUUGAGGACGAGGAGUACGGUUUUCGUGAUGGAGGAGGAGUAUCGGCAUCAAAAGGAGGAGCCGGCGCCUGGGGAUAGUGGGGUAGGGGAGGGAGAAGGGGAGGGCGUGGGAGAGGGUGUAGAGAAUGGGGAGGAAGGUGGAUUUGUGCCCGGUAUUCCUACGAUUAAUAUCCACGAACCUACGGAUGGAGAAGCGACACCAGAAAACGGCGAAGUCGCCGAGGAGAGCGGGAAAGACAAGAAAUUGAAAAAGUCGCCCUUCCAGCACAAACGCCUUUGCGAACGCUGGCUCGACAACCUCUUCAUGGUCCUCUACGAGGACCUUCGCGUCUACACCAUCUGGCGCGCCGAAAUCACCCAUUUCCGCCAACAACAACUCACGUAUCGCAAAACCGCUGCCGAAUGGGAAAUCUUGGGUGAUUUGGCGGCGAGACUCCAGCAUAGGCCGGAGAGUGUCGAGGCAUAUCAGAAGUGUUUGGAGACGAAGUAUAGUCCGAAGGCGUGGAGAGCGUUGUUGCAGUGGCAGUUGGAGAGGGGGGAGUGGAAUCGGGCUGUGGUUAGUGUGAUGAAGUUGGCGGUGUGGAGUGCGAGGUGGUAUACUGAGUUCUCCCCCGAUUUGAUCCGAGCGUUCCGAUUGAUCGUUGCGGCGGAAGGAGCAACGAAGGUCAACAGUGUCCUCAGUGCGAUGAAUUUGCCGAAGGAUAUCCGGACGUUUCUCAACAAUUGUGAUUUGUCGAGGCAGUAUAAGAGUGUUGGGCAUGACAUGUAGCAGCUCGAGCUUCGACAGUACAAAUCUUGGGAGAGAUCAUUUUUAUCAAAUAUACCAGAUACAUGU